This is a messenger RNA of Penicillium daleae, 1434 nucleotides long. RefSeq lists its product as uncharacterized. Gene Ontology annotation, molecular function: transaminase activity; pyridoxal phosphate binding. The transcript has 3 exons. Gene Ontology annotation, cellular component: cytosol. Lineage: Eukaryota; Fungi; Ascomycota; Eurotiomycetes; Eurotiales; Aspergillaceae. Bases 1 to 1434 code for a protein of 477 amino acids. The record is from RefSeq and is a predicted model, not a curated record.
AUGACCGACGAGUUCGUCGACCGUUCCCACAUCCUGCAUCGGACUUUCUCUGAGCGACCGUCCAAAAUAGUUGGUGGCGACGGUAUCAGCCUCAUCCUAGAGAACGGCAAGAAAGUGAUCGAUGCCUGCUGUGGCCCCUCGGUGUCCUGUCUCGGCCACUCGCAGCCUGAGAUCUUCGACGCCAUUGCAAGUCACCUCAAGAAUGACAUCGCUUAUGUCUACUCUGGCUCUCCUUACACCAACACUGCCACCGAGGAGCUUGCCAAUAUGCUUCUCGCUGAUAAACCCGGCGGCUUAUCUAAGGCCAUUUUUGUCAACUCGGGUAGCGAGGCGACCGACGCGGCCCUGAAGCUGGCUGUGCAGUAUUGGCACGAGCGUGGCCAACCUCAACGCACACACUUUAUCUCUCGGAAGCAGAGCUAUCAUGGCAAUACUAUCGGCGCACUAUGUGUCUCGGGUCAUGCGUCGCGUAGAGAACUCUAUCAGGACUUUUUGUCAUCGAAUGUGUCCUUUGUGGAUCCUUGCUACGCCUACCGCAUGAAACAGGAGGAUGAGUCGGACGAAAAGUUCGUUCAACGUCUGUCUCUCCAAUUCGAGAAUGAGGUCCUACGCGUUGGCCCCGAUCGUGUUGCGGGCUUUAUUGCGGAGACCGUCAGUGGCACCACUCUGGGCUGCCUGCCUGCCGUGCCUGGCUACUUCAAAGCUAUUCGUGAUAUCUGUGACAAAUAUGACAUUUUACUUAUUCUCGAUGAGAUUAUCUGCGGUAUGGGCAAGACAGGCACUAUGCAUGCUUGGGAGCAAGAGGGUAUACGAGGCCCCGAUAUUCAGACAAUUGGCAAGGCCCUCGGCGCAGGCUUCGUCCCAUUAUCUGGUGUUUUGCUCCACCAGAAGAUAUUUGACGCGUUGUCUGUGGGCUCUGGUGGUCUCGCACACGGUCACACAUUCCAGGCACAUCCACUUGCGUGUGCUGCCGCCCUUGCUUCACAGAAGAUCAUUAAACGCGAUAAUCUGAUUGAGAGAGUUUCACAGAUGGGCCAAAAGCUCGAGUCACUUCUCUACAAGGAGAUCGGCCCUCGUCCACUCGUCGGAGAUAUUCGUGGACGUAGUCUGUUCUGGGCUAUCGAGUUUGUACUUGACACAAAGUCUAAAACAGCAUUCUCGCCCGAAUACAAUUUUUGUGGCAAGGUUGUGAAGAACGCUCUUAGUUUGGGGUUGAAUCUUCUGGGAAAUCUAGGCCAUACUGGUGAAUACCAGGUUGAUCACGUCUUGGUCUGCCCGCCCUACAUCACGACGGAUGCCGAACUUCAGGACAUCAUCUCACUCCUCAAAGCUGCCAUAUUGAAGACGAGCCAGCCAUUCACUUAUGAUGAAAGACUUAUCGAACUCUCUAACGGCAAGACCAGUGCUGAGAUUGGAGUUGUUUAUGUGUCGUGA